Raphanus sativus (radish) is the source of this 1924-nucleotide messenger RNA. RefSeq names its product DNA cross-link repair protein SNM1. Gene Ontology annotation, molecular function: damaged DNA binding; 5'-3' DNA exonuclease activity. Gene Ontology annotation, biological process: double-strand break repair via nonhomologous end joining; protection from non-homologous end joining at telomere; interstrand cross-link repair. The transcript is spliced from 9 exons. NCBI's taxonomy places the organism in Eukaryota, Viridiplantae, Streptophyta, Magnoliopsida, Brassicales, Brassicaceae. The record is from RefSeq and is a predicted model, not a curated record. Bases 141 to 1601 code for a protein of 486 amino acids.
AUUACACUCACUCUCUCUCUCCUCUCUCUAGCCGACACUCAAUCGCCAAAAGUAGCAUCCUUUGGGUUUGGGCGGGUUAAAAAACGCAAAGUUUGACCCUUUUGACCUUUCUUUAUCUCAUCUCACAAACAUUAAUAAAAAUGGAUGCUUUUGAUGAAGACGACGGUUUUGGUUCUCGUUUUAACGACGGUAUUCGAGAAGAAGAGGAAGAAGAGGGGUUUAGUUUCUAUGAAGAUGGUGUUAUUGAAGAAGAUGAAGAGGGUUUUGCUUCUGAUUUCUACAAGGCUGGUUCUGAUUGGUCUUGUUUGUUGGAAGAAGUUGAAGAGAUUAUUACUCCUGAGAGUAAGAAAAAGAUGAAACAAGCAGACUUGUUUCAGGUUUGGGGUUUGCAGAAGUCUACUCCUCCUGAGACUAAGAUGAAGAAUAAGACAACGAAACAAACUGACUUGUUUCAGGUCUGGGGUUUACAAAAGCCCUCUCCUUCCACCACUUCACCUGCUUCUUCUUCCUCUUCGUCCAAAAAGACAACGACUACUGCUUCAGGAAAGAGACUUAGAGACUCUCCAUGGGCCAAUGACACGCCUCGACAGUGCCCUUUUUACAAGAAACUUCCAGGAACACCGUUUACUGUGGAUGCCUUUCGCUACGGUUGUGUUCAAGGCUGUUCUGCUUACUUCCUUACUCACUUUCACGCUGAUCAUUACAUUGGCCUCACUAAAUCCUGGUCUCAUGGUCCCAUUUACUGCUCCUCCCUCACUAGUCGUCUUCUCAGACUUAGUCUCUCUGUUAAUCCCUCGUCAGUUCUUUUUCCUAUCAUUUAUCCUUUCAACUUUGUGUCUUUAGUUGAUUCUCUGUGUGUUUGUAGGUUUAUCCAUCCGUUGGAGCUAGAUGUUGAGUACACUAUUAAUGGAGUCAAAGUCACUUUAAUCGAAGCUAAUCAUUGCCCUGGUGCUGCCCUCAUUCACUUCCGUCUCUUGGAUGGAACAUGUUAUCUGCAUACUGGAGAUUUCAGGGCUUCUGAACAGAUGCAAACUCAUCCUCUCCUCUUUAACCGACGAGUUCACGUGCUGUAUUUGGAUACAACCUAUUGCAAUCCCAGAUACAAAUUCCCCUCUAAAGAAGAUGUGUUAAGUUAUGUUGUGAGAAUCACAAAGGAGUUUCUCAGGAAGCAACCGAGGACACUGAUUGUGGUUGGUUCUUAUAGCAUAGGGAAAGAAUGUGUUUAUCUAGCUAUUGCCAAAUCACUUGGGGUUAAGAUAUUUGCAAACGCUUCAAGAAGACGGAUACUGGAAUCUUUUGGAUGGGAUGAUAUUUCGAAGAAUCUUUGUGCAGAUGGGAAAGCCACAUGUCUUCAUGUUCUGCCUAUGUCAGCAUUGAAAGUUGAAAGACUCGAUGAACACUUGAAGCUUUAUAGAGAACAGUAUGGAGCAGUUUUGGCAUUUAGGCCCACAGGUUGGACUUACUCCGAGAAGGUAGGAGAACACCUUAAUCUGAUAAAGCCAACUUCUAGGGGAAAAGUUACCAUUUAUGGGGUUCCAUAUAGCGAGCAUUCAAGCUUUACAGAACUUCGUGAGUUUGUUCAAUUUUUAAGGCCCAGAUAAGAUUAUUCCCACAGUGAAUAUCUCAAAUGCUGAGAGCCGCGAGAAAAUGCAGUCAUGUUUUAGAGAAUGGCUCAGACGCUGAGAUUCAACUCUAGUUUCUGCAUCGCAAUGUGUGUUCUCAGCUGAAGCUUUGUAGGGAUGCUUGAUGCUUCUAUAACAUCAUCCUGGAUAUUGCAACCGUAGAGUUUUAAGUGAUGUCUUGAUUAUUACUCUUGUAAUCUUGUAUUUUGUAUACUCUCAACUGGCUAUUUCUUUUGAGUUAUGAUUGAUGAUUGGUAAAGAAAAGAUUUCAGAGAAACAAACCAUUCUAUAUUUUACAUUUA